AUGAGUGCGCGUGAGUUGCAGUCCUUGUAUGCAGAUCUUAGCCAAAGACUGAAUGUCCCUGUGAGUGGGCAGUUCGUUCCUGAGAGAUUGGGGCAGUCGCCACCUGAUUUGAAUGUGCCAGCGUUCGUGAGACAUCAAGGUAACACGUUACCUGGUGUUCCAGCUGAAAAUGCGAGGAGCAGUGAAGACAAAGACGUCUUUAGUCGCAGUGAGAAGUGGCUAGGGUCUCCACCUGCUACGCCAAAUCAUCAAGCGUGGAAAGGGCGUGAAUCUGAAGUGCUGGGCAUGAAUGCCUAUAUUCACGAGUUGGUUGCAUGGGCGAACCAAGCAAGUGUUGAGUUUGGGAAGGAGAUCGCUCAGGCUAUGAGUCUCAGGGCGAUGUUGAUGGCAAGAACGUUUCGAGCACAGGACUCGUCAGCUCCAGUUGCUGACACAGUGCGUGAGAUUGAGGUCACUCCCUCCUCUUUCCUUGAAGCCAUGGCGGGCCAGGGAGACCAGCUGGACAAAAUGUCCACCUUGCUGGCAGAAGUGGCUGCUCAGCUAGAACAAGUGAAGCUGCAAGGAGCACGGCGUGAAGAGCAGCAUCAAGACCUUACUGCACGCAUGAGUCAGAUGGAAGCACGCAUGGAUGCCCCACAGUCUUCGGCUGCUGUGCUAAUUCCGACUCAGCUGCAGCCACAGUCCUUCACAGUUCCGCUAGCCCAGGGGGUAGACCUCAACGCCCCGGCAACAGUCGGACAGUGCAUGGAGUUAGUGCAGAUGGCGAUGCAGCAGAAGGUCGCCCCAGCUCUCGGAGCAGUAUACUCGUCCUUGUCCACCUCACAGGUGAGGACGAACGAGCGAGUGGGUAACCUGGAGCAGCAGGUCCGGGCCCUUCGCAUCCGCACCGCAUGGGCGGAGAAGGACAUGCUCUUCUCACAGAUCGAGCAGGCAAAGCGCACCAUCGUAUGCCGAAACUUCCCCACUUGGCAGACGGAGGCAGACCGCCGCCUCACAGUGGAAAAGGCCCUUGCGAAAGCUGGGCUGUGGAAUAUCGAUGGAAUGUGGGACCUGGCCACAACUCGGCUGGACACGGGCACGCCCGGCAAGCCGGAGCUCUCUGCCACCUCCAUCCUCACAGUCCCUUCCCUCACGGUCCGGAAGCGGAUCCUGGAGGUAGCGGACAGGGUGUACCCUUGGUACUUCCACCAGGAAAAGCCAGGGACAGGGGAAGACCCCAAGGAGCCCGACGAGGCGAAGGACGGCUCCGAAGAAACGGCCGAGAAGAACACGGCGGAUUCCUCACAGGCAGCCGGCUCAAAAGAGCCAGCCCAGACCUUUGAGUACAAGGGCGGCGGCCCGGUAAAGCUCUCCCCUGGAGUCACACAGUUUGAACGCAGGCUUGCUUCGCCGCUCCAGGGACUCAUGAACGCUUACCGGGCGGCCUUCAGCAAGUUCACCAAAGAGCCAUUGGUUCCGAGGUGGAAGACGCUGGCCUUGGUUGACUCCAAAGAGGCUUGGCUGGGCCGCAUCGUGUACCGCCGCGGGGGUCCUUCACAGACGACCUCCACAGGCACCCUCACAGACUGGGAGUGCGAGAUCCACAUCCCAGAGGAGCAUGCCACAAAGCUCUUGGAGACCUGGCGAAGCAUCUGGUAUGACCAAUUGCGACAGCAGGUCAACCAGACUACGGUCGAGCAGGAAGCCUUCGAUAGCGCAGCUCGCCUCACAGCACACAACUAUGCUGAGGCCAAGCGACUUAGCAGGUUCCUGACCAAGGCCAUUCCGGAGUACAACGAGGGCGAGGAUGAAGGUCUAGACCACUGGAUCGCCCGGUUCCGGUAUGAGUUCCCGUGGCCGGUGAAGUUUGUCCAAGUCCCCGCCGACGCCGACGAGAGGACCCACUUCACAGGCCUUCGGUCCACCGAGGAGCUCAUGGAAGAGAUGGCAGCCCAGGAGCAGGAGGCAGCCUUCACAGUGGACCCCGAGAGUGGAGGCGUGGGGGCAAUGAUCGACGUGGCCUCCCAAAUGAAGCGCACUCACAGUGAUGCAGCCUCAGCGGUCAGUGGCAUCAGCUCGGCCAGCAUCCCGAGUACCGCGAUGAAUCCUCCACAGCAGACCAAGGCCAGGCCGAGCUACUACCCGUUCAGCUCACAGGCAGAACUGGAGAAAGCGGUUGAAGAGGCAAAGAUCGCCCACAUCAACCACGGUGGGGUCCCAACCGACUACCCACAGGAGGCUUGGGAGUCCUGGUGCAUCAAGCGUUGCUCUGAGAGUUGUUCUAGUGUGCCUUUCGGCGACGAAGUCACAAACAGCACGGCAGCGGCGAGCACGCCGCCGCAUCACCACCAGAUCUCGCAGCAGGAGCCUGCCCCACCCGAGGCCGAAGCGGAGGACGCCUCCCCCCAGCCUUCACAGUCGAAUACCGAACAGCAGAGGCUGGACCAGCAAUGGCAAUCGAUCAAGGACUCCAUUUUGCAGUCCAUGGAGAAGCACAUCCCCACACAGGUGAGACGUAUGCCUCAUAUCGAUCUUCAGCUUUGCGAUGGGAACAUCAGCAGCGUUUGUUCGCCUGAGGCAGGUGAGGGAAUGGAUGGUCACGUCUUUGGCAUGAGUGCUAGGCCUUCUGAUGCUGGGAGCGGUGUGAAGUGCAACCGUUGUGGCAAGAAGGGGCAUCAAGUGAAUCAGUGCACGGCAGACCUUUCCAAGGUUAAGUGCUUCAAGUGCGGAGAGAUGGGCCACAUAUCUUUGAACUGUGCCAAGGGCAAGCAGGGUGAUGGUUCUCAGUCGAGUGCGAGGCCUAAGGGUUCUGAUGGCAAAGGUGCUGCUGCGGCCAAGGGUCAAGAAACGGGGGUUUGGUGGUACACAGAUGCUGAUGAAUCUUUUUACACCGAAGAAGGUGAUGAGCAAGAAGCACAGCAGGUGGACUCCACUCUUGUGUUAUCUUGUGUCAUUGAGUUAACUGAUGAGCCCAAUACGCGUUUUGAAGCUGUCCUUGAAGACAGCGAGUCGGUGUCUGUUGUGCUCCAAGCGCAGUUGUGUCAAUCAUUGUUGCAGUCGUUGGGUCAAUCGCUUGGAACUGAGUUUUGGCUGCUUGAUUCAGGUGCGUCAUGCUGUGUUAUCAACCACGUGACUUUGAAGACGCUUCCGCGUGAUGAGUUGACUGCAUGUGGUUCGACGUUUAUGGCUGCGAAUGGAACUCCUGUUCCCUUUGAUGGUCGUUGCCAUGUUGUGCUAAAGGUUCGAACAAAGGAUUCAAGUGGAGCUACCAAGAAUGGUGUCUGCAAGAUUCCUGUGGUGGUGGGUGACACUCCUUACAAUAUCCUGUCAACGCGAACUCUUGGAAGGCAUGGCUGGCGUGUUGUCUUGGAUGAAGGCGUUUCUGUGUGUCAUGUGAAGUCGGGUGUUGAUAUGAUUGAUACCUGUAUUUGGUGUGACACGCCUUGGAUCCGCGUGAUUCCUCAUUCAGAAGGUGAUCUCUUGUUGCCGUCGGGUGACUCAGUUGAUCCUGCUCCAAUUUCCUCGAUUGGACAUGUUGCAGUUGUUUCGCAGAAGACCAAGGAAGAUCUUGAAAUUCACAGAGCAAAGGGCCACAUGCCCUUCCAUCCCGAUUGCGAACAUUGUCUGAAGUCCCGAGGUGUUACCCAACACAGGCGAAAGUCUGAGCGCGGAGUUGAAACAGAGAUUGUUGCAGAUUUUAUGUUUCUGGACUCUUCUGGAGAGAUGAUCAGCGUGGCUCAGCGCCAGACAAGUAGCUCUUUCAAGGUCCUCGUCCUUCGUGAGGCCUUUUCUUCUUCUAUUGGGGCUGUGAUGAUAACUGAGAACAUUGCAAAAGACAGAGGUCUUCUUUUGAAGUGGCUUGCUGAGUUUGGGUUGUCGUUCUCACAGGCAAGCAUUGUGCUUUUGACAGAUUCCGAAGAAGCGGUGAAGUCGUUUGUUGCAGGUGCGUCGGAUAAGUACAUCUUUAUGGUGCGCAAGGCUGCGCCACAGGCUCAUGAACAGCUUGGUGGUGCGGAAAGGACAGUCCGGGUCCUUAAAGAAGGGCUAGCUACCUUGCAAAGUGAUUUUCAGUCGCUUGGUUGCGUUUUGUCGUUUCGGAGAGACUUGCUGCAGCUUGCACUUUCUUACCUGUGCAUGAGUGUGAAUGCGAAUGGCAAAGCUUUUGGCGGUGAACGCUCUCCAAAGGAGGUUGCAGUUGGUCGAAGGUGCUGGCUGAGGUCCAUGCCUUUCAGCGACCAGGCGCUUCGAUCUUUGCGUUGGGCGGCGUCUCGGCACUCCGCCGAUGACCCUGUUCCGGUCUUGGAUUGGGACUCAUUCAGCUUGCGAGGCCUUGUUUUCAUGCAGAUCAUCCGCAAAGCUGUUGGGAGUGUUGUCUUGCCUACAGCCACGGGCUUUCGGAAAUCAGAUUGGGCAGUGUCGUUCUUGAGGGUCGUUUCGGUGAGGCGGCUGGGCGCUGGCGAAUUUGGUGUUGUUGUCAACUCCAGUCCUGUGAGCUUGCGGAACUUGGAUUCAGAUUUUGCAGGGUCUGCUACGCCUGUGGUGCUUUGCUUGGAAGCUUUGCCUCUGGAUUCGUUGUUGGGCAUGCGAAAGUGGGAAAGCACAAGCAGUCUUUCAUAUCGUUUCAUCGUGCCAGCAGAUGAUGUUGACAACUCUGCAUUUUCAGGUGCUGUGUGUCAGUCAUUGCUGCAUGAUUUGUUGGGUGCCGGUGCUUAUAUCCCGGCAAGCAACGACCCGCUGCAUACUGAGAAGUGUGAGCUUUUGGCCAAGCUUGAAGUUCGGGGCUGGGCUGAGCGUGACAAGGAUGGUGGUUGGGUAGUGACAUUCAAGGGUCACCGGUACAUUGAAGUUGAGAAUCUGCUGACAAGUUUGGGCAAGGUUUUCCAGGCUCGCGACGUGCCGCUUGAGGACAUGGAAAUGGUAGAGCUUUUGCUGAUUCUUCGCGACAGGGGCUGGCAGCAUAAAGGGUUGGAAUCAAAGCGGGCUUUGGAAAAAGGUGCAGCUUACAAGGGUGCCGAAGAUGAGAAGAUUUGGUACUACCUCGUGAACAACCCUUUGGUCUGCAAGGACUACCUCUUGUGCUUGCUCAAUGCUGAGCAACAUGGUCAGCCUGUGCCGCAUCUUCAACAUGCAGGGGCAUAUGCUGCAAUCUUGGGGAAGCCAGUUGCUAGCAAACCACGUCGGAAGAAGGGUGCUGGCCUCGUCUUCCUGAAUGACGAGGAUGUUUGGGUGGACGAGGCAGCUCUCCUACCUUUGCCUGCCCCACGCAAAAGAACCCGGCGGCGUGCAAUGGGUUCGGAUGCUGUCCCUGCCCUCGAGGAUGCCGCUGACUACGAUGAUGAUGCUGAGAUCGCAGACGAUGACAACAUGGGCGACCAGGCCGAAGAUGAUGCUGAGAUGGCCGGAGAAGGAGGUGAUCAUCAUGAUCCACAACAAGACGGAGCUGGAGAAGCAGGAGCAGAAGAUGCUUCAUCGUCCGGUUCUUCAAGCAGCUCUUCAAGUUCCUCAUCUACAUCCGGGUCAGGGUCUUCAUCAUCAUCCUCGGACAGUGAUAGUGAGUACGUGGAGGAUGAAGCGGGAACCAGGCGUGUUGUGGCCAUGCCAAAGGGUGUCAAGCGAAGGCGCGAUGUUGCGACAUCCUACGGCCUUUGCCGAAUCACGCCCACGAAGACCGGCUUCCAAAUGACGUGUAAACACCCGGGGCACGAGACAGCAAGUGGCACUGCAUGCACUAAGACGAGGAGCUCGAACAUUGACGGGCCCGACGUGGCUCUCAGACUUUUGAAGUUCUGGGCACAGAAAGGCCGCCGUGUGUCUUCCAAGAAGAUGCAUCAGGAGAAAUGUUGGAAAGAGGUCAUGAAGGCUUUGAAGGACGGCUCGCUGCCAUCCAUGGAAGAGCUGGAUCGAGCACCUGUCCGGUCCUACCCCGGACAUUGA
Molecule: messenger RNA, 5913 nt
Organism: Symbiodinium sp. CCMP2592
Lineage: Eukaryota; Dinophyceae; Suessiales; Symbiodiniaceae
Source: the annotation of a GenBank genome assembly